Molecule: messenger RNA, 843 nt
Organism: Camellia sinensis
Lineage: Eukaryota; Viridiplantae; Streptophyta; Magnoliopsida; Ericales; Theaceae
Source: RefSeq, a predicted model, not a curated record
AUGCGGACUGUAAAUAAUCCUGUUAUGGGUUCCGAACUGGUUGUUGAUGUCAUGGCAGAACGUAUACGUGAAAAACUGUUGACUCGCCCAACGAAUGUCAAGUUCCAUUCUCAGAAAGAUUAUGGUUUGCAAGUUAGUUAUCACGUAGCUUGGUUAGGUGUUGAGAAGGCGAGAGGUGAACUUUUCGAUGAUCAUUCCACUUUGUUUGACCAAUUGCGGUGGUAUAGCAAUGCCGUUAUGGAAUACAAUCCGAGAAGUUAUGUAAAUCUAGAGUUCGAUGCGAGCAACAAACGUCGGUUCAAUAGGCUUUUCAUAUCAUUCAAAGCAUGUAUAGCCCGGUUCAAUUAUUGUUGCCUGCUACUGUUUUUGGAUGGUACUUUUCUGAAAGAAAGAUUCAAGGGCAACUUGCUCACCGCUACUGCUAAAGAUGGGAACAAAGGGUUAUUUCCAAUGGCAUUUGUGAUUGUUGAUUCGGAGAAUGCAUCAAAUUGGAAAUGGUUCCUACAAAAUCUUGCCAACAUAGUUGAUGGGUCUCGGUCGUUAACGUUUGUUUUGGAUCGUCAUGUUGGCCUUUUGGAAUCCAUACCAGUUAUAUUCCCCACAUCACACCACGCAUUCUGUAUGCAACAUUUACAAAGGAAUUUGAAAGACAAAAUGAAGUAUGUCAACCAUCCAUAUCGUCUGGGAUUGGUUAGUAAACUCCGUCAAUGCGCGUACGCAUCAACGGUGGCUGACUUCAACCAAAAAUUGGAAGAAUUUACACAUUCUGGCCGCCAUUUUGCAAUAAAUUUUCUAAAGGAUUUGGAUCCACGUCAUUGGGUCAAUGCAUAUUUCAGAUAUUAA